AUGGGCCGCCGCACCCGCACCCGCGUCACCCUCGCCCUGUGGGCUCUUGCCGGCACCUCGUCGUCGCGGACGCCCGUCUUCUCGGGCGCAGAGCACGGCUCGUCGAGCUGGCUGGGAGGUGGGGCGGUGCUUGGUGCACGGGCACAGACUGUGGAUAGCUCGACCGGCCGCUGGGCACAAGCCUCAGCGCUCCUCUCGCCGUCCGACGAUCCAACCCUCCUCGUCAUCUCGGGCAAGACCGCCGUCGCAGGCCAGACCGUCGACUCGGCCCCGUCCACCUCGUCCGCCCUGUCGCUCAACCUCUCUCAGCCCAUCCUCGACCUCGACAACCCGCCGUGGUCGACCCUCGACGCGACUGGGCCUAUAGCGUCCUAUGCUUCGCUCGUGCCCUUGUCGUCCUCGGCGGCCCUCUUCUUCGGCGGCGACGCCUCGAGCGACCCGGCCGUCGCCGUCCAGACGGGCAACGACAGCUCGUGGCUCCUCGACCUCGCGCCUCCCUCCUCCACGACCACCACCUCCGACACACUCGUACCCUCCUGGUCGCACGAGACGGCCGCCCUGUGGCCCUCGCAGCCGCAGCGCCGCGAGCUCGCCUUCACGGCCUCGGCGACCAACGGCACACUCUCGCGCGCGUGGCUGUACGGCGGCCAGCGGCCCGACGGCUCGGGCACGACGUUCGCCGAGCUGUGGGAGCUCGAGGUGACGGUCGGGCGGGACGGUGCGCUCGACUCGCCGAGGUGGGCGGCGUGGGAGGCCGACGACGCCGGCGCCGACGUCCCGCCGCCCAUGUACGACGGCACGGCGGUCCUCGUGCCCGGCGCCAAGUCGACCGACCUGCCCUCGGUCUACCUCGUCGGCGGCGCCCAGGUCGACCAGGGCACGGCGUCGCUCGUCGACCUGUCGCGCAUGUGGGCCUUCACGCCCGACUCGACCCUCGGCGGCGGCUCGUGGGCGCUCGUCGAGACGUCGGGCGCCAAGGUGCCGCCGGCGAGGAGGGGCCACGUCGCGGUCGCGGUCGGCGGCGGCAAGGUGUGGGUCCAGGGCGGGAGGAGCCUCGAUGGGUCGACGGUGCUCGACGAUGCGUGGAUCCUCGACACGAGGAGGAAGAGGUGGACCGAGGCGAGAAAGGGCGCGCAGGUGUGGGGGCACUCGGCGGCCAUGGUCGGAGAGACGGUCGUGCUCACGUUCGGCUACGGCGUCAACGCUCCCGCCUCGACUGCCCUCACCGUCUACGCACCGGGCAACAACACGUGGCUCGACGCCUACUAUCCGUCGUACGCCGUCGUCGUUUCGAACCCGAAAGCCGGCGGCUCGUCCUCGUCGCCCUCGACCGCCGUCAGUCCGGGCGAGCCCUCGACCGACGCCGGCGCCAAUGAUCAGCCUACCGGCACCGCCAUCGAUCCGCCCGUCGACCCUGCCGCGACCGGCUCGCCGUCCUCGAGCACCGGCGACGGCGACUCGUCCUCCUCGAACGACGACUCGCCGCCUGCUCCCGCAUGGACCGCUCCCGGGUCCGCCGGCACCUCGCCGAGCGACGCCGACAGCUCUUCCUCAUCGCCCGACGGUACCUCGUCCGACGGCGGCUCGAGCAGCGACGGCGGCGCGCCGUCCAAGUCGACCAUCGCCGGCGCCGUCGUCGGCAGCCUUCUCGGCGCGCUCGCCGUCGUCGCCGGCGCAGCGUUCGCCGUCCGCCGUCACCGCGACGCGCAGAGCGGCGCGCGACGGUACGCCGGCGCCGGCUUCACCGGCGACGAUGACGAGUUUGGGCGGCCGCGAGGAGGAGGAGGAGCAGGGGCGGGCAGCCUCAUGGCCGAGCACCGCCUCAACGGCGGCUACGCGAGCAGCGAGGCGUACAACCUCGACAAGGUGCACCUUGCGCCGGCUGCGGCGCCGGCGGGAGGCGGCGUCCUUGGCGCGCUCGCCGGCCUGUUGAGCCCGCGCGACAAGUUCGCCUCGAGCACGGCGGCGGCGGCGGGCCGCAAGCGGCGGUUCGACAUCCUCAAGGACGAGGAGAACGACGAGGCGCGGGACGGGCGCAAGGAGGGCUGGGCGCGGUUCGACGACGACGGAGAGGGCGAGGGCGAGGACGAGGCGGGCUCGGCGCUCGGCGGCGGGCGAGGCGGCAUGGGCAUCUGGGAGGGCUUCGGCGGCGUGUCGGGCGGGAUCGACCGCCUGAGCGACUCGCUCAAGUCGUCGAGCUCGUACCUCGGCGGCGCGCUCGGCGGCUUCGUCGGCGCGACGGCGACGUCGAGGUCGGGAUCUCGUCGCCGGCGCAGCGGCGGCGGCCUGGUCGGCGACGACGACGAGGACCGCUUUGCCGACAGCGAGCCGGUUCAGCGCACGCCGCACGACCACGCUUACGCCGCCGUCGGGCUCGUCGGCGCGCCCGCAGGCGCCGACCCGGCCUUGGCGCCGAUCGCCGAGUGGGAGGAGGACGACGGCGACGACGACGAGGCGCGGUACGGGCGCGACGAGUCGCGCACGCUCGACACGCACUCGAGCGGGACGCACGCGACGGGCUCGACGGUGCCGUCGAGCGGCGCCGAGUCGUCGCCGACCAAGGCGGCCGCCGUCCGCAUCGUGCGGCCGUUCUCGCCGGCGUCGUCGCUGUACGGCUCUGCGUUCGAGGGCCACCAGCCGCUGUACGGCGUCGACCCGGCCCUGACGCGCACGGCAUCCGACCGCAGCCUCGCGAGCGCGACCAACCGGCUCGUGCACCGGAGCAACUCGUCGUGGUGGAGCCGGCUCAACCUGCCCAAGCCGUCCGCCGCAGACGUCUCGACGCCGACUGCCGCCGUCGCCAUCCGCGACCCUGCACCUGCACCCUCGGUCGUUGGCCUCGCGACCGCGAGCAACCCGUUCCUCGACCCUCCUCCUCCACCUGCGUCCGCCGAGUCGGCCGACGCACCGACCUCGUCCUCCUCCCACUUUGCCGCACCGACCCGUCAGCCCUCGUACCCUGUCACUCGCCCUGACGAGAUGGGUCGGUUCGGCGCCGGCGGCACCGGGCACCUCGUUCGCGGCGAGCACGACUCGUCCAUGUCGUCGAACGCGACCGACGUGACGGCGACGUCGUCGGUGCUCGAGGAGCGCCUGCGCCACAUGGACGUCGUCGAGCGCAUCCGCACGGGCAGUGCCGGCGACUCGUCGGUCGAGGUGACGCCCACGCUCGGUGGCGACGGCUCGUCGUUCGGCCAGCUCCCGUCGUCGUCGUCGGCGCUCGACAACCCGUUCGCCGACGCGCCGACGCGCCCUCAGCUCGCCUACACGCCUGCGCAGGACUCGGUCAUCUGGGCCGGCAGCCUCGCCGGCGCGCUGUCCGAGGUUGGCGGCAGCGCUCGGCCCUCGACCCCGCCGCCUCGAGUGCCGUCCGUCCCGGGCAUCCUGCCUCCGACGCCGACCUACGCGCCUCCCGACUCGCCGCGCAAGCGUCUCGUCGGCCCUCGAGCGCAGCCCAUGUCCCCCGGCGGCAGCAGGCCGGCGCCGUUCGGCACGCCGACGCGGUCGAGCAGCGUCAAGGACCUCGUCGCGAGCAUCGAGCAGCGCAGGGCCCCACCGCCCGCGCCGCCCGUCCUCGCUCCUGCGCCGUCGUCGGGCGCGGUCGCUCGCAAGCGGGCCAAGGUCGAGCACGGGCUCGUCAAGAAGCCGCUGCUGUACGUCGCCAACCCGGACGUCUGA
This is a messenger RNA of Rhodotorula graminis WP1, 3678 nucleotides long. RefSeq lists its product as uncharacterized. The record is from RefSeq and is a predicted model, not a curated record. Bases 1 to 3678 code for a protein of 1225 amino acids. Gene Ontology annotation, molecular function: protein binding. The transcript has 3 exons. NCBI's taxonomy places the organism in Eukaryota, Fungi, Basidiomycota, Microbotryomycetes, Sporidiobolales, Sporidiobolaceae.